Heteronotia binoei (common prickly gecko) is the source of this 1257-nucleotide messenger RNA. It is a transcript of the gene TMEM11, whose product is annotated as transmembrane protein 11. The transcript has 2 exons. The record is from RefSeq and is a predicted model, not a curated record. Bases 230 to 808 code for a protein of 192 amino acids. Gene Ontology annotation, biological process: inner mitochondrial membrane organization. NCBI's taxonomy places the organism in Eukaryota, Metazoa, Chordata, Lepidosauria, Squamata, Gekkonidae. Gene Ontology annotation, cellular component: mitochondrial inner membrane.
AAACCCUCUUCUCGCAAAGCACUCUGGGGUUUGUGGUUCGAGCGUGAGGCGGGAAGCUUCCCCGUUCCGAUUCCCGCGCAGCGCUCUCGUCCUCCCAGCUGAGGACUACCUUUCCCGUCAGGCCCCGGGGCUCUUCCCGCGGUACCAAUCCCUCUCCUCACAGCUCUUCCCCCCCACCCCACCCCUCACCACUUUUGGCGGAGACAUUUGCGAAGCGAGUCUCUCCAAGAUGGCGGCCUGGGGAAGGAGGCGCGCGGGGCCCGGCAGCUCCAGCGGAGGAGGCAGGGAGAGGGUUGCCUUGUCUGCCACGGACUGUUACAUAGUUCAUGAAAUCUACAACGGGGAAAACGCUCAGGACCAGUUUGAAUACGAGCUGGAGCAGGCCUUGGAGGCCCAGUACAAAUACAUUGUUAUUGAGCCCACACGUAUCGGGGACGAGACGGCCCGCUGGAUCACUGUUGGCAACUGCCUGCACAAGACAGCCGUGUUGGCAGGCACUGCCUGCCUCUUCACCCCGCUGGUCCUCCCAGCAGAUUAUUCCCACUACAUCUCCUUGCCUGCCGGCGUGUUGAGCAUAGCCUGCUGCACCCUUUAUGGGAUCUCCUGGCAAUUUGACCCCUGCUGCAAGUACCAGGUGGAGUACAAUGCCUAUAAACUCUCCCGCUUGCCCCUGCAUACGCUCACCUCCUCCACUCCUGUGGUUCUGGUGAGGAAGGACGACCUCCACAGAAAGAGACUGCAUAACACGAUAGCGCUGGCUGCCCUGGUGUACUGUGUAAAGAAGAUUUAUGAACUCUACGCCGUAUGAUUGUGCAGCUGGGGAAAGGAGGAACCCACAAAAGACACGAAAGAGAACGUAUUUAAAAAAAGGCUCCCACAGUUAACGAUUGAUUCCCCCCCCCCCCUUCUUGGUGGGCACCCGGGGAAGCGGUUUGGUUUAUCCCACUUGUUAUGUUUUAGAAACAAAAACGACACGUCACUGAUUGGUGCAGCAAAAUGGGGGAACGUUCAGUCUUCUCUUAUGCCCCGGAUGUGAAUCUGCUGUGAAACAGGACACUGUGGGAGCCAAAGUUGAUCACGGAAUGUCAAUGAACAGAAACGGGGCGUAGGAAAGCGGGAGGGGGGUUGUAAGCUUUUUCUUUUCUCUCUCUUUUUUUUGAGAAACAUUUAAGUAUAUUGUUUAAUUGUAUUCUACAGAACCAGCUCAAAGUUCACUGACCAUUCAUUAAAGGAUGAGAAUUUAAAAAAAAAAGAAAA